AUUGUAUAUAUAGUGAGCUGAAUAGCUUCAUCUGUCAACUUUACAUACAUGGGAAGAGGAAGCCUCAAUUGGGGAAUUUCCUCUAUCAAACUGACCUGUGGGUAUCAUCUCCAGGCUCUCCGGCACCUCUACGUGCUUGCUGCAGAACCCAGGCUGCUGGUACCUGUGGAUGUGGAUACAAACACACCCUGCUAUGCCCUUUUAGAAGUUACUUACAAGAGCACUCAGUGGUAUGAACAAACCAAAGAAGAAUUGAUGGCUCCAGCUCUUCUUCCAGAGCUUCACCUUUUAAAGCAGAUUAAAGUUAAAGGUCCAAGAUACUGGGAGCUGCUCAUAGAUUUAAGCAAGGGAGUGCAGCACUUGAAGUCCAUUCUUUCCAAGGAUGGAGUUUUAUAUGUAAAGCUCAGAGCAGGCCAGCUCUCCUACAAAGAAGAUCCAAUGGGGUGGCAAAGUUUGUUGGCGCAGACUGUUGCUAACAGAAACUCUGAAGCCCGGGCUUUUAAGCCAGAAACAAUUUCAGCGUUCACUUCUGAUCCAGCACUUCUACCAUUUGCUGAAUAUUUCUGCAAACCAACUGUGAACAUGGGUCAGUACUCUGUGCACUUGCUGCCUUAUGUUCCUGUUGCUGUCACGGUAUCAGAGACCACAAACCCCUCAGGCUUCCUUUUGCCCAUGGAAAAUGAGACCUGGAUCAUGUCCUUCCUGGACCCAGCUCAGUGUAGCCUGCUUUGUGUCAGAGCGAAACACAAAAUAACCUAG
This is a messenger RNA of Nannospalax galili (Upper Galilee mountains blind mole rat), 759 nucleotides long. RefSeq names its product anaphase-promoting complex subunit 1-like. Gene Ontology annotation, biological process: anaphase-promoting complex-dependent catabolic process; metaphase/anaphase transition of mitotic cell cycle; protein K11-linked ubiquitination. Gene Ontology annotation, cellular component: anaphase-promoting complex. The coding region runs from base 49 to 759 and encodes 236 amino acids. The record is from RefSeq and is a predicted model, not a curated record. The transcript is spliced from 7 exons. Lineage: Eukaryota; Metazoa; Chordata; Mammalia; Rodentia; Spalacidae. Gene Ontology annotation, molecular function: molecular adaptor activity.